This is a messenger RNA of Fusarium coffeatum, 1818 nucleotides long. RefSeq lists its product as uncharacterized. The record is from RefSeq and is a predicted model, not a curated record. Gene Ontology annotation, biological process: phosphate ion transmembrane transport. The coding region runs from base 1 to 1818 and encodes 605 amino acids. Gene Ontology annotation, cellular component: membrane. The transcript has 3 exons. Lineage: Eukaryota; Fungi; Ascomycota; Sordariomycetes; Hypocreales; Nectriaceae.
AUGGUUCUCGAGGCUUAUACCUACGUCUUUGCCAUUGGCAGUUGCUUUGCUCUGCUUGAGGCCUACAACAAUGGUGCCAACGAUGUCGCCAACGCUUGGGCUACCUCCGUCUCCUCCCGCUCCGUAACAUACCGCGGAGCAAUGGUCCUCUGCUGCAUCUUCGAAAUGCUCGGCGCCCUCGCAGUCGGCGCUCGAACAGCCUCCACCAUCAAGAACGGCAUCAUUCCCAUGGAAGCCUUCCGCGACAACGCAGGCGUCCAGCUCCUCGCCUUCGCCUGUGCCUCCGCCGGUGCCUCUACAUGGGUUAUGUGGUGCACCAAGCACAACGCCCACGUCUCGUCUACAUACUCUCUCAUUUCAUCGCUCGCUGGUGUCGGUAUCGCUACUGUCGGUGCUAGCAAGGUUGAGUGGGGAUGGAACGGUGGUCAGGGUCUUGGUGCUAUCUUUGCUGGUCUUGCUAUGGCGCCCACUAUCGCUGGUUGCUUUGCCGCGAUCAUCUUCCUGUUGGUCAAGUAUGUUGUUCAUGUGCGCAAGAACCCUGUUCCUUGGGCUGUUUGGACUUCACCUUUCUUCUUCCUCAUCGCUGGUACUAUUUGCACCCUGUCGAUCGUCUACAAGGGAUCUCCCCGUCUUGGUCUCGCUGAGAAGCCUGCUUGGUACAUUGCCUCAGUGACUCUCGGUGUCGGCUUCGGUCUCUUCGUCCUCUCUGCCAUCUUCUUUGUCCCCUUCGUCCACGCUGUCGUCAUCAAGAAGGACUACACCCUCCGCUGGUGGGACGCCUGGAGGGGCCCUCUCCUGUUCAGUCGCCCUGCUCCUCCUGAUGCCGAGCACGCCCGUGUUCCCGACUACGCUGUCGUCCAGCACACCUCCGAGCUUCAAAUCGGCCCUGUUGAGUCUGAGGAGCACAACCCCAAGAAGAUCAGCGACGAUGAGAUCACCCCCGCUACUGCCGCCAGCUCCGAGAACAACGAGAAGCGACACCUCAACCUCGCUGAGUCUAGCCAGGAGGACUACCAGCGCAUGCUCAAGGAGGCCGAGGAGCUUCACCACUCUAACCUCCGCAAGGGCAAGGGACCUCUCGGCUGGGCCAUGCGAACUCUCCACGCCAACCCCAUCGGUGCCGGUUCCAUCCACGAGACUCACAACCUGAUCGCUGUCGUCAAGCGUAUCCCCGCUCAAAUCGUUGUCGCUCUCCUCUACGGUGCUCACUACGACAUCCACACUGCCCAGAUGGGUAUCGAGGCUACGCCUGAAGGUCGUCGUAUGCAGCGCGUCUACGAGCAUGCUCCCAAGUACCCCAACGAGGUUGAGUACCUGUACUCUUUCGUCCAAGUCAUUACUGCCUGCACUGCUUCUUUCGCCCACGGUGCCAACGAUGUUGGUAACGCUGUUGGUGUCUGGGCUGGUAUGUACGCUGCUUGGUCCACUAGCCGCCCUGCCGAGAAGAAGGCCGAGGUUCCUCUGUGGCAGAUUGGUGUUGUCGCUGCUAUGAUCUGCAUUGGUUUCAUCACCUACGGAUACAACAUCAUGAAGGUUAUGGGUAACAAGAUCACCUACCACUCUCCUUCUCGUGGGUCUUCCAUGGAGAUGGGCGCUGCUAUUACUGUCCUUGUCUUCUCCCAGUACAAGCUCCCCGUCUCUACCUCCAUGUGUAUCACCGGUGCCACUGUCGGUGUCGGUCUUUGCAACGGCAGCAUCAAGGCUGUUAACUGGAAGCGAGUUUUCCUCCUCGUCUUCUCUUGGAUCAUGACCAUUCCCAUUGCCGGUCUUAUCGGUGGAUGUCUUAUGGGUCUUGCUCUCAACACACCUCACUUCUAA